AUGGAGACCAAAGGAACCUUGAUUGCCGGCUCUCACAACAGAAACGAGUUUGUUCUCAUCAAUGCCGACGAGGGUUCCAGAGUGACUUCUGUUACAGAAUUAAGUGGGCAGAUAUGUCAGAUUUGUGGUGAUGAGAUUGAGCUUGCAGAAACUGGUGAGCCAUUUGUUGCCUGCAAUGAAUGUGCUUUCCCAGUAUGCAGAACUUGCUAUGAGUACGAGAGAAGGGAAGGGAAUCAAGGUUGUCCUCAGUGCAAAACCAGAUACAAGCGCCUCAAAGGGAGUGCUAGAGUUGAAGGUGAUGAGGAUGAGGAGGGUAUUGAUGAUUUGGAGAAUGAGUUUCAUAUUAGAGAUCAUGGUUACAGUAGAGACCCUAACAACAUUGCUGAGGCCAUGCUGUCGUCUCGUCUUAACUUUGGCCGAUACCAGCAGUAUAGCGAUUCAGGGCUUGGUAUGCCGUUGGAGAGGGAUUAUGCUGGUUCCUUGAAUCCCAAGGUUCCCCUCCUGACUUAUGGUGAAGAGGAUAAUGGGAUUUCGUCUGAUAAGCAUGCCCUCAUCAUCCCACCAUUUCGUGGGAAACGGAUCCAUCCGAUGCCCUCUCUCGAUCCAUCAAUAACUACUCAACCAAGGCCAAUGGACCCCAAAAAGGACCUGGCGGUGUAUGGUUAUGGAACAGUAGCUUGGAAGGAGAAGAUGGAGGACUGGAAGCGAAAACAGAAUGAGAAACUUCAGGUGGUUAAGCACGAAGGAGAUGGUGAUGGUGGAGAUGACUUUGAUGAUUCUGAUCUGCCUAUGAUGGACGAAGGAAGGCAGCCAUUGUCAAGGAAGCUACCAAUAGCAGCAAGCAGAAUAAACCCAUACCGAAUAAUCAUUAUCCUCCGUCUCAUAAUCCUCGGCCUGUUCUUCCACUACAGGAUCCUCCAUCCAGUUAAUGAUGCCUUUGGUCUCUGGCUAACAUCGGUCAUCUGUGAAAUAUGGUUUGCUGUCUCAUGGAUACUAGACCAGUUCCCUAAAUGGCACCCCAUUGAACGGGAGACAUACCUCGAUCGAUUGUCUCUGAGGUAUGAGAAAGAAGGCAAGCCUUCUGAGCUAGCUCCCGUGGACAUAUUUGUUAGCACGGUUGAUCCUUUGAAGGAACCUCCACUGAUCACUGCAAACACGGUUCUGUCCAUUCUCGCUGUGGACUAUCCAGUCGAUAAAGUUGCGUGCUAUGUAUCGGAUGAUGGUGCAGCCAUGCUUACUUUUGAAGCACUCUCCGAGACAGCCGAGUUUGCAAGGAAGUGGGUCCCGUUCUGCAAGAAGUUCAGCAUUGAGCCACGUGCCCCGGAAUGGUACUUCUCGCAGAAACUUGACUACCUGAAGGAUAAAGUCGAACCAGUAUUCGUCAGAGAACGUCGUGCUAUGAAGAGAGAAUAUGAAGAGUUCAAGGUUCGAAUAAACAGCUUGGUCUCAAUGGCACAGAAGGUUCCUGAAGAUGGUUGGACUAUGCAGGAUGGAACUCUGUGGCCUGGAAACAAUGUUAGAGAUCAUCCUGGAAUGAUUCAGGUUUUCCUUGGUCAGAAUGGAGUUCGUGAUUUUGAAGGCAACGAACUCCCUCGUCUAAUCUACGUCUCUCGUGAGAAGAGACCGGGAUUCGAGCAUCACAAGAAAGCAGGAGCCAUGAAUGCAUUGGUUAGAGUCUCGGCCAUCAUAUCGAACGCCCCUUACCUGCUCAAUGUAGAUUGUGAUCACUACAUAAACAACAGCAAGGCCCUCCGAGAAGCAAUGUGCUUCAUGAUGGAUCCGAUCUCUGGGAAGAAGAUCUGUUACGUCCAGUUCCCUCAGAGGUUCGAUGGCAUUGAUCGACACGAUAGAUAUUCUAAUCGAAACGUGGUGUUCUUCGAUAUUAAUAUGAAAGGGCUGGAUGGGAUUCAAGGGCCGAUCUACGUAGGAACCGGGUGUGUGUUCAGGAGGCAGGCAUUGUACGGAUACAAUGCUCCAGUGAAGAAGAAGCCGCCAGGGAAGACUUGCAACUGCUGGCCAACAUGGUGCUGCUGCUGCUUUACUUUGUGCAAAUCUGGAAGGAAGAAGGGGAAGUCGAAAUCGAAGUCCAAAGAUAAGAAGAAUAAGAGUAAUAAGGAACUUUCAAAGCAGAUAUAUGCUUUGGAGAACAUUGAAGAAGGUGUUGAAGGAGUUGAUAAAGGAAAAACAAUGGUGAUGUCUCAAGUAAAGCUCGAGAAGAGAUUCGGGCAGUCUCCAGUGUUCAUAGCAGCAGCAGUGAUGGAGAACGGUGGAGUUCCCAGAGGGGCAAACUCUGCUUCACUAUUGAAAGAAGCCAUCCAUGUUAUAAGUUGUGGGUAUGAAGACAAAACUGAAUGGGGGAAAGAGGUUGGUUGGAUAUAUGGUUCAGUAACAGAAGACAUCCUUACAGGAUUCAAGAUGCACUGCCACGGCUGGAGAUCAGUCUACUGCAUCCCGAAACGGCCGGCGUUCAAGGGUUCAGCUCCGAUCAAUCUCUCCGACCGUCUCCACCAAGUUCUCCGGUGGGCACUGGGAUCGGUGGAGAUCUUGCUGAGCAGGCAUUGCCCCAUAUGGUAUGGCUACGGCUGCGGGCUGAAAUGGUUGGAGCGGUUCUCUUACAUCAACUCCAUCGUCUAUCCUCUGACUUCCAUCCCUUUGCUCGUCUACUGUACCUUGCCCGCCGUUUGCCUCCUCACCGGGAAAUUCAUCGUCCCCUCGAUAAGCAACUACGCGAGCUUGGUGUUCAUGGGCCUCUUCAUCUCCAUCGCCGCCACAUCCAUCAUGGAGAUGCAGUGGGGCAAAGUCGGGAUCCACGACUGGUGGCGCAACGAGCAAUUCUGGGUCAUCGGCGGCACAUCCGCCCACCUCUUCGCCCUCUUCCAAGGCCUGCUCAAAGUCCUCGCCGGAGUCAACACCAAUUUCACCGUCACGUCCAAAGGAGGCGACGACGGCGAGUUCUCCGACCUCUACCUCUUCAAAUGGACUUCACUUCUCAUCGCGCCGACGACCCUCCUGAUCCUGAACAUCAUCGGAAUCGCCGUCGGGAUCUCCGACGCGAUCAACAACGGGUACGAGUCGUGGGGCCCGCUGUUCGGCAGAUUGUUCUUCGCGAUGUGGGUGAUUGUGCAUCUGUACCCGUUUUUGAAAGGGCUGAUGGGGAAGCAGGAUCGGGUGCCGACGAUCAUUGUGGUGUGGGCGAUUCUGCUGUCGUCGGUGCUGUCGCUGCUGUGGGUGAGGAUCAAUCCGUUCGCCGGCAGAGGUGGGCUUGUGUUGGAGAUCUGUGGGUUGAACUGUGAUUGA
Messenger RNA from Linum trigynum, 3297 nucleotides. The record is from the annotation of a GenBank genome assembly. Lineage: Eukaryota; Viridiplantae; Streptophyta; Magnoliopsida; Malpighiales; Linaceae.